Molecule: messenger RNA, 924 nt
Organism: Guyanagaster necrorhizus
Lineage: Eukaryota; Fungi; Basidiomycota; Agaricomycetes; Agaricales; Physalacriaceae
Product: FSH1-domain-containing protein
Exons: 9
Coding region: 42-830 (262 amino acids)
Cellular component (GO): nucleus; cytoplasm
Molecular function (GO): hydrolase activity
Source: RefSeq, a predicted model, not a curated record
GGAACCUCUCUUCCUGUUUGUAACCUCGUCCCCCGAGUAUCAUGGCGACAAGGUCAAUCUUGGUUCUUCACGGGUAUGCGCAAAAUGCAUCAAUCUUCAGCAAGCGUCUAGGAGCUCUUCGCAAGCAAUGUGGGAAGGAUAUUGACUUGGUCUUCGUCGACGGACCACACAUUCUCCAACCUGUGGAUCUACAAUUCAACACGGCUUCCGUAGUACAAUCAACGGAAAGUACACUUUCUGCGUUCGGCGCAUCGGAAGCCAACAACUCCGAGGAUCCAUCUCUCACCCUUCGAGGGUGGUACAAAGCGAAUCAUGACAGAACAAAAGCUAUCGGGCUCGAGGAUUCGCUAGUGGUUCUCAGAGAUAUCCUCAAGGAGAGAAAGUUUGAUGGUGUUUUGGGAUUCAGCCAAGGAGCAGCGCUAGCCGCCUUCCUGUCAGCUCUUCUAGAGAAACCUGAAGCUUAUCCUCGAUUUCUCAUUGACGGAGAAGCCCCACAUCCUCCGCUCCAAUUCUGUAUCUCCGUGGCAGGCUUCAAGAUAGCUGAUCCACUUUCGGAUAUCGUAUACAACCCAACUUAUGCCACUCCAACGCUGCACGUCCUUGGCAGGACGGACAUUAUAGUCACCGAGGAACGGGCGAAUGGACUGUUGAAAGUUUCGGCGAAUAAACGAAUCGAAGGUCAUGAUGGCGGGCAUUUUGUACCCUCAAAAACUAGCUGGCGCAAAUUUCUCGUCGCUUAUUUACGCGACCCUCUGGGCAAUGUACCUUCACCCAGUAACAUUUCCUCAACCCCGAAUUCCGGGACCGCAACUCCCGCUGCUACGGACUGAGAAUAAUAUGUGAUUGCAAAGAUACAAAUGUUGUGCUAAUACAUAUCCAAUAACAUAGAUCCUACAAAACGAUUCUGUUGACUACAAAUUGAGU